UUCAGAACACAUUCAGAUCGCAUCUUUCCUUUCGCAGGUUGGUAGCAGAAGCCAGAACAUACCUAACGCACAAUGGCGAAGUUCGGCGUUAUUUUGGCAUGUUUGAUUCUGAGGACUGUAUUCAGCCAAACCAAAGGCGGCAUCCGCGGCUUAAUGUCACUAUCUGAGUAUAUGGACCGCUACAUCGAGGUAAAAGUAAUACAGGGACUAGCUGGUGUCAAGAAGGACAUGUCAGCUAACGAUGAGGCAUUUGAACGGGUUAUCCGUGAAGUAAACACUCUGACAGCCAAUGUCCAGUGUCUGAAGAGACAAGAGGAAAGUUUAAGGAAACAUGUUAAACUUGUUGACAAGGAACAGUUCUUGUGUAAGCAAGCGAUAGAAAAACAGCAAAAGGAGUUUGAUGCCAAAUUGGAUCUCUGGUACGCCGAAAUUAACAUCACAAAACAGCUUUUGGAUUUACAUGAGGAAAGCGAUGCUAAAGAAAGCAGAAUAAGUAUUCAAGAAACAUGCCCCGAUCAAUGGACUGAAUAUCAAGAUUCCUGCUACUUCCUGUUUAAGUUUGACCUAGAAUGGACACAAGGAAGCUACAUGUGCGGGCUACAAGGUGGAUAUCUGGCAUCGAUUGAAUCUGAAGUCGAAAAUGAUUUCAUUAAAAGCUAUCUCCAAACUAACGCUCACGGCAACAGCGUGUGGAUUGGCGCCACUGACAUGAUGACGAGGGGGUCUACCGCUGGGUGGAGGAUGAUGACGUUGUGAGCUUCACCACGGGGGGCCAGGAGAACCGGGUGGCAGCGAACACUGUGUGGAGGCGAUGGCCGGGUAU
Messenger RNA from Haliotis rufescens (red abalone), 823 nucleotides. RefSeq names its product low affinity immunoglobulin epsilon Fc receptor-like. Bases 73 to 756 code for a protein of 227 amino acids. The transcript is spliced from 4 exons. The record is from RefSeq and is a predicted model, not a curated record. Gene Ontology annotation, molecular function: signaling receptor activity. NCBI's taxonomy places the organism in Eukaryota, Metazoa, Mollusca, Gastropoda, Lepetellida, Haliotidae.